AAAUAAAGGACGCGUAAAAUAUUCCCCCAGAGCGCAGCGCAGGGCAGAGACUCACACGGACCGCGCGGAGGACACAGACCGGGCCACACGGUGGAUUUGUAUCGUUUUCGUCGCUACGGACCCGUCCAUCUGUCACAGACCCCCCUGGCCACAUGAGCAGCGACAUAUAGCCGGGACGUGUAGCCGGGAAUCAGGUCGGACCGUUCAAGGAAAAACCUGCGGAGGCUGCCCUGUGGAGAUAGUGGUCAUACUUCCAAUUGCCCCAAGUGAAGUCGGAGGUGUUUCUCCUCUCCAUCCACUGCUACAGGCUACCUGCUGCUGCUACAGAGGGGGGACUACGUCUAGAGACCCGUGGAUCGCUUGAGAGCACCCUUUUAUGUUUUAGGGAUUUUAGGAUCUCUCAAAUAUUAACAUUUUUGCACACCAAGUGUGUUCCUCUCUUGUCCUUUUUGGGAUAUAUACAGUGAUCUUCUUUUUUUAGUACUUUAACGUGCCUUAAUAACUGGUUAUAAUCCAGUCUAACUGUGGCAUUAUCACCAGACCUGAGACGCUCAACAGGGAGAAGACGAUUAUUAUCAGCUUUAGAGCCCAGGCAGGAUUACUGGUUCCACCACCCCUCCAGCGAGCUGAAACCAUGAGCCAGGCGGAUGUGUCGACUUGCUCCGCGCCGCAGAGGGUUUUCCAGGAGGCGGUGAAGAAGGGCAACACCAAGGAGCUGCACUCUUUGCUGCAGAACAUGACAAACUGCGAGUUCAACGUCAACUCCUUCGGGCCAGAAGGACAGACGGCCCUGCACCAGUCUGUCAUUGACGGCAACCUGGAGCUGGUAAAACUGCUGGUGAAGUUUGGUGCAGAUAUCCGGCUGGCCAACAGGGAAGGGUGGAGCGCUUUACACAUCGCCGCCUUCGGGGGCCACCAAGACAUUGUGCUAUACCUCAUCACCAAGGCCAAGUACUCCUCUGGCGCCCGGUGAUCUGUCUCUGCUGUCAGGUAAAACAAGAAAAUACAACAACAAGUGGAAAAUAAAACUGCAACACACGGGAAAGCCAGGCUCUUGUAAAAGCAAAAAAACUGCCAUUAUCUACAUAGUUGUGCCAAAUUAUAUUAAAAAAGGAAUAAAAAUAGACCUGCACAAUAAUCUUCCCUCAUUGUAAACCAAACGGGGCCCUCUGUGCACUCCUGAGUGAAGCACCGCAUGGUUUCAUACACAGCGACACGAAUCUUAAACAAAAGCAACGCCAUCUCGGUGAGUUUGUUGGUACUAAAGCUUUCCUCUUGAAUGUGUAUCGUCCACUAUAAAAGAAGCCAGUGUCUGUGUAUAUCACAUGUGUGUGUGUUUGGACUCCAGAGUGCAGAUGGCCCAGUUUUUUUCUAUCCAUGACCUCCCAUUCCCAGUUGAAUAGUUUCUUUGUGAGGGGGGGCUGUUUUUUUGCUCCUCAUUGUUCACUUGUAAAACCCUUUUUAAGUUAUUUUAUAUGAAACACGGCACUUGAUGCUACAUGGCUGCAUGCUGGAAUAUCUGAAAGGGAAGACACAUGAACAAGAGAAGAAGGGUUGCCCUCUGUUGGCUACCAGAGGUCUGUUUUCUUUAAUCGAUUCAUUGAUUUUUUUUUAUUUUGAUUUUUUUUUACUCAAAGAGCGGCAUUAUGGCUAUCCAACACGCUUUCAGAUGUGUAAUCAUUAUGUAACAACAAGUGACUCCAUCAUUGUUGUGAAGUACUGUACACAAUAGCUUUACUUUGUUUUUUAAAGAGAAAAAAGAGACAGUAUCUGAAUGCGCUCUCAUGCAGAUCUUGCCAUGCUGGCGUCCAACUUUUCAGGCCAGUUUAUUUGCGACCGAUGGUCAUUGUGUUAUUAAGAAAAAAAAGAAACCGCUGCUUUCGCUUUGUAUCAAAAAAAAGUCGCAUUUGGAAAUCACUUUAUAAUCUCCUUUCAGUAUUUUAUUAACAUCCUAGUCAUCACUGUGAAAGCAGGCUGGGUUUUUUUUUAUUUAUGAAGGUACAUUUAAUUGAGAAGAUGCAUUUUUGAAUAUGUUGUGGUUCUUCUUAAAAAAAGAUCUAUAAGUGUAAGAAUAUCUAGGGUGACUCAAGCUGCUUCAGACUCGUAGUAUAAACUGUCCCGUGUGGAGGUAGACCUGCCACUCCCCCCCUCCCUCCCUCACCCACCCACCCAUCCACCCUUCUGUUAAAGCCUGUUGACCCUCAAGAGGACUUUCUCCCCCCUUUCCUCCCCCUCCUCCCAUUAAAAGGACUUUGUUUGGUUGCCUUUUGCCAGCUACCUCGACUAUAAAGUAUUCUCAAGUUGUUCAGCUCUCUCACCACUCUGCCACGUUGUUUGGAGUCUGAGGGGAUUCACAAUUUGUCUGUGAUCAUCCAACAUGCCAGUAUGUUUUGUUUUGUGUAGCCUAACAGACAGAUGGACUUCAAUAUAGAAGAUGCAAUGAACCCAUUCCUGCAUCCUCAGUCGGGACAGUUUAUUUUACACUACAACCAAACCAAUUCUGUCAAGCAAUGCAUCGUUUUGCCUUUUCUGCAAGGGUUCUCUCUCUCUUUCUCUCUCUCUGUAUGUGUUUGUCACAUUGUUUUCCCUAUAAACCUCCACUUUCCUCUCUUUUACUUUCUGUCUUCAUCAGCCUUUUUUUCUAUUAUUUUCCAGUCAUACAAAAAAAUGGAAUUGUAUCGCAUGACUUAUAAAUGCAGGGAGUUUUAUUGCACAAAAAUGCGGAGCCUUGUGCGCCCCCAGUGUUUGUACGGGGUAACUGCAGGAGCCAAGGCUUUGGAAUAGUUACUACUACUGAGCAGGACCCUAAUACUGUUGGACGAUGAAGACUUUAACAACACAUGACUAUUGCAGGAUGUCAUAGAAAAGGAAAUUGGUUUCAUAAACUUGCCUGCUGCAUUUUGAAAGUCAUGGCACCCUAACAUUUGUAUCAAUGCUGCUUGUAUGUUUCUUUUUUUUGUUAAUGUUGAUGUUUUUUUGUUUUUUUUAAAGCCUACUGCUCAAACAGUUGUAUAGAAGCUUCACAGCAGCACUGGAUCACCACAUGAGAAGCUGUUGAAAGAGAGAGUGUGUGUUUUUUUUGUUUCUUUUUGUAAUUGAAGUGUGUUUGUGUGAGUGUGUGCUUCUCAUGAGGGCCAGCGCGUGUGUCGCUGUUGUUAAAACUUCCCAUUUUUAAACCUGGAACAACCACAAAUAAACUGAAGCGAUAGAUCCACUACAUCAAGGUAUAUAGGUUGGUAUCAGGCAACAAAUUAAAUAUGCAUCGCUUGUCUUAAACUUGAUGGGGUUUUUUUCUCUUUUUUUUUUUUUUUGUUUGAAUAUUGCACUGAUGACUGUUGUUGAAAAGUUGGCUUUUAUGUGUCAACAUUUUUAAUUUUUUUUUCUGAAUAGAAAAAAAACAAACACAACAAAAUACUAUUGUAUAAAUAUAUGCUCCAGGUGAUAAUGUCCUAAUGUGUGUGUUACUUUGUGGAAAAAACAUGAUGUUUUUUUAAACAAAGAUGCGUGUAUCUCUGUGAUUGGGUGUAUGUAUAUAUACAUAUGGAUAUAUAUAUUGACGCUGAAGAUGAUGAUGAUGAUGAUGAUGAUGAUAUCUUGGGGCACUUUCUUUUCUGAAGUGCUGUCUUCCUGUUUUUUUUUGAAAGGGGAAUAAUACAUUUGAUGGUAAGAUCAUUGUAACAUGAUUAAAAAUUGCACGGUUGUGUGGUUGUUUGGCUUACCAGGGUCAUAACAUUUAUGACGUAAGGAGCCAGCCGCCGGAUUGGUGUACAUGAGUGAGAUGAUUUUUUUUUUAAAAGAGAAAAAAAGUGCUGACUUCUUUGGACCAAGAUGUGUUUCUGGUCUUGCUUCAUUUCAAGCAAGAGGAAACAGCUGAUUUUUCAUGAGUGAUGCAGAUGUUCCAUCAUGUUUGAUUUUGUUUGUAUUCUUUUAUUUUUGAACGUUUGUAACACUGUGAUGAUGACGUGAUGUCAUGUGGAGAUGAGUGCUGUAUUAUUUUUGUACGUUUGUGUACAAGCCAGUAAAGAAAUCAUUAAACUCAAAUUUCUCUG
Messenger RNA from Centropristis striata (black sea bass), 4049 nucleotides. RefSeq names its product NOTCH regulated ankyrin repeat protein a (gene nrarpa). The coding region runs from base 635 to 973 and encodes 112 amino acids. The record is from RefSeq and is a predicted model, not a curated record. Gene Ontology annotation, cellular component: cytoplasm. Gene Ontology annotation, molecular function: enzyme inhibitor activity; phosphatase regulator activity; protein binding. The transcript has 2 exons. NCBI's taxonomy places the organism in Eukaryota, Metazoa, Chordata, Actinopteri, Perciformes, Serranidae.